ACCUGGUCUGCCUCCAGGAGCCUUGCUCCGGUUCUCGUAAGCUUGUGGGUUAUCAGUACCACGGCAUACGUAAGAACGAAGAGGCUUGUGUACUAUCAAAACGUGGCAUUUCCUGCCACACGGUAUUUGCUUCCCGAGACCUUGUUGUGGUCAAGGGAAGCAACUUUGGUAUAGCGUCAUGGUACCUCCACAGCACUGACAUGCCAAGGAGGGAAUCGGCGCUCUCUGAGCUUGACCAGGUCCUUUCCACAUGGCCUGUGUCCGUCCCGCUCUACAUUUGUGUCGAUGCUAAUGCUUGGCACAUAGCUUGGGGCUCAGAGCUAACUGCUAGCAACCUGCAUAGGCAGGCCUGGCAGCGUGGUGAGUCACUCGUAAAUUGGUGCCUGGAGAAAGGCGUUCGGAUUCUGAAUGAUGAUGAAUCCUUACCAACCUUUGAAUCCGAGCGGUAUCAUUCCUGGAUUGAUCUCACCCUACUGUACGGUACUCCCAGAGACGGCAUCUCGCCCCGAUGGGAGCUAGUGGACGACCUUUGCGGGUCAGACCACAGGUUACUCUACACAGAGGUAGACAGCCAGGGUGGCAAUCUUGUGCCCCCGCGAUUGGCCCAUCGCCUCGUAGAUGUAGCCAAGGUUAUGGAUGGUGCUUCUCGGAUUCCCUCUGAUACUCCUUUACAGGGUAUCACGGAUUCCUUGAGCACCUUGGCAAAACGAUUUACGCCGGAAGCCCCAGCCCCCUCUGACACCACCUGGUGGACGGGCAAGCUGUCUAGGCUGAAGGCGAAGCUUAAAAGGGCCCAGCGGACGUUCUACCGUCAUAAAAGGUUAAACGGCCCGGAUGCACCUUCAACGGCGCAUUAUCGGGAAAUCCGCGACGUUGCCAGACGUAAGUUCUGUGCAGCUGUCAAAGAGGCCAAGGGAGCAGCUGCUCGUAGAUUCUUUAAUGAUCUGCGGCACUACUCUCGUUGUGUUAAACGAGGUUGUCCCCGAAUUCCACCUGCGGCCAUAUGCCCGCAUGGAGUGAAUCAAGCGGACUUCCUCCUACGUAGGCUCUUCCCCCGUGAUCCCGAAAGGGCUGCGGAGGUCAAUGCCUUGGUUCUACCGCCGCAAACUGAUCCCAUCCCGGCGGUCACCUACUCUGAACUCAGAGAGGCGGCCAACGGUUUACGGAGAAGCGCGGCCCCUGGAAAGGAUGAUGUGACCAAUGGCAUCAUUCUCGAUACUCUCGAGGUGCUGAAGGACAACUGGUGUACCCAGUUCACUGAAGCCCUUGAGACUGGUAUAUAUCCCGAUGGAUGGAAGUCGUCCAAAGGGAUCUUCAUUCAUAAGGCCGGCAGAGACCCCACCAAGCCUAACGGCUGGAGGCCAAUCUGCCUGGUCGGUUCAGGUAGCAAGCUGUUCGAACGUCUCAUAGUAGAACGGCUUGCAUCUUGCCCGCAGAUCCAGAAGCGAUUGGACUCUCCGAUUGUCCAUGGAUUCUGCAAGGGCAAGUCGGUUGACUCUGCGGUCCUGCGCGUAGUCGAAGCGUUCAGGGCUGGCAGAAAAAGGAGUAAGAGCGCGCCUAUUGCACUUGUCCAACUCGACGUGCAAAACGCGUUUAGCUCGGUAAAACACAGCCACAUCCUGGCAACCCUGGCCCAAUACGAUGUCCCACGCUAUCUAGUGAGCAUUGUAGAAGGCUACUUAAGGGCCCAGAGUGUUUCGGCUGUCUAUGGUGCAGACGUGGCCACUCUGGAACUUCAACGAGGGGUGCCUCAGGGCAGUGCCCUGGGCCCCUUCUUGUUCCUUCUAUCCACCCUGCCGCUUGUAGAUGACUUCGCAAAAUUGGAGGCGAAAGGC
Molecule: messenger RNA, 1835 nt
Organism: Perkinsus marinus ATCC 50983
Lineage: Eukaryota; Perkinsozoa; Perkinsida; Perkinsidae
Exons: 1
Molecular function (GO): catalytic activity
Source: RefSeq, a predicted model, not a curated record